AUGGAAAAUAAAUUCUUAAAAUCAAAUCAAGUAUCAGUGAUUGGUGUCCCUUUUAAUGGCGGACAACCUCGUGAAGGAGUAGAAGAAGCACCUAUUCGACUUGUAGAAUUUGGUUUAUUAAAUCAAAUAGAAGAAUUAGGAUAUUCAGUUGAAUAUGAAGGAAAUGAAGAUAUUCAAAAGUUGAAGCCAGCAGAAGAUCCUAUUAUAUUCAAUUUAAAACAACCUAAAUAUGUAUCUAAUGUCACCCAAGUUGUUAGUAAGCAAAUUGAAAAUCAAGCUAAACAAGGCAAAUUCGUUUUAACUUUGGGAGGUGAUCAUUCAGUUGCUCUUGCUACUGUAUCUGGUGUAUUUAGUGCUUAUCCUAAUGCAUGUCUUAUUUGGGUGGAUGCACAUGCUGAUAUCAAUACACCUUCUACUACGGAUUCGGGUAAUAUUCAUGGUUGUCCUCUUAGUUUCUUAACUGGUAUUGCAGAUGAUCAUCCUGACUUUAGAUGGGUUAAACCUCUUCUUAAAACAAAUCGUUUAACUUAUAUUGGUUUACGUGAUGUUGAUCCAGAAGAAAAGAAGAUUCUUCGUAAAUAUAAUAUUAAAGCCUUUUCAAUGACACAUGUGGAUAAAUAUGGCAUUGGCAAAGUCGUUGAGAUGGCUCUUGAUCAUGUUAACCCUAAUAGAGAUUUACCUAUUCAUCUUUCAUUCGAUGUGGAUGCCUUGGAUCCUACAGUCGCUCCUAGCACAGGCACACCUGUACGUGGUGGCCUCACAUUCCGUGAAGGUCAUUAUAUUUGUGAAGCAAUUGCAGAGACUGGCUUAUUAGUGGCAACUGAUAUUAUGGAAGUAAAUCCUACUUUAGAAGAUACUUCAUCUGUAUUCCAAACAAUUCAAAUUGGUUGUUCACUUGCUCGUUGUUGUUUAGGUGAAACUUUAUUAUAA
Molecule: messenger RNA, 930 nt
Organism: Cokeromyces recurvatus
Lineage: Eukaryota; Fungi; Mucoromycota; Mucoromycetes; Mucorales; Mucoraceae
Product: arginase
Exons: 2
Coding region: 1-930 (309 amino acids)
Cellular component (GO): cytosol; nucleus; cytoplasm
Molecular function (GO): arginase activity; manganese ion binding
Source: RefSeq, a predicted model, not a curated record